Molecule: messenger RNA, 3843 nt
Organism: Nezara viridula (southern green stink bug)
Lineage: Eukaryota; Metazoa; Arthropoda; Insecta; Hemiptera; Pentatomidae
Source: the annotation of a GenBank genome assembly
UUUUCUGUAAAUAUCAGGUGAAUGUGCUAUUACGUCACCUUUAUCAUUGUCCUUGAAUGUAAAAAUACUAAAGUAAAAAAAAAAAACAUAUCAUUGAAAACGUCGAGCAUAAUUUUAAAAUUCAUUCAUCGAUAAACAUAUUCGAGUCUAAUAAAAAAUAACGGAGAUAUCAUUAUGAUAUAACAACUGUUGAUGUAGUGUUAAGUAAAAUUCAUCAACGCUUCUUGAGAUUUGUUUGUCCGCAGCUGUGCAAGCAAUUUGUCUGUCCUGUCUUUUCCUUAUAAUAAUUACUAUACCCCGUAGUUCAAUUAACUCGUUGCAGAAUAUAUCUUAAUUAUUAUUAUAUUUAAUAAAUUUUCUGCUUAGUCACCCAAGAUAUAUUUAAAGGAGCUGUGACUCGAGGCCAAGCGUUCAUCAGUUGAUAUCCGCCUAUCCGAGUGCCAUCAUCGCAUCAUCUGAAAUUGACUACAAUGUCUCCAGUCUGUGGUCCUGGUUGGGCUACACCCGCGGAUGCAAUCAAGAAUGCAAAGAGAGAGAAGCUGCUUUAUAUUACCUGCGUUCAAUUGGACCCAACCAAACCAGAUUAUCUAGCUACAGUUGAUAUAGAUCCUGAAAGUGAAACUUAUACUAAGGUGAUCCACAGAUUAAAGAUGCCAAAUGUUAGAGAUGAACUUCAUCAUAUGGGAUGGAAUUCAUGUUCAAGCUGUUUCAAUGACCCAACUAAAUCUCGGAAUAAGCUAAUUCUUCCAGGUAUUGCUUCAAGCCGGAUUUAUGUAGUUGAUACAUCGAAUGAAAGAGCUCCAAAACUUCAUAAGGUUAUAGAAAAAGAAGAAAUGGUACCAUUUGGUGUAACUUCAGCACACACAGCUCACUGCCUUCCAGAUAAUACUGUCUUACUUUCUACACUUGGUGAUACAAAAGGAAAUAAUUUAGGAGACCUUAUAUUAUUGGAUGGAGAAACCUGGAAAGUUAAAGGUCUAUGGACGACAGGAGGAGAGAAAGGUGAAUUUGGUUAUGAUUUUUGGUAUCAACCAUAUUGGGACGUACUCAUAGCUACUGAAUUUAUAUCACCUCAUAAUUGGUUUAAUGGAAACACGUUUGAAGUAAUUAAAGACAAAGAUUUGAGUGGAAGAACAUUAAAUGUAUAUUCUUGGAAAGAAAAAAGACUUAUUCAGAAAAUUAAUUUAGGAGAUGAAGGAGCUGCACCACUUGAGAUCAGGUUCUUGCACGAUCCUAAAUCACAACAAGGGUUUGUUGGUUGCGCAUACCCAUCAACAGUUUUCAGGAUUUUCAAGAAAGACGAUAAUACAUGGGGCACUGAAAAAGUCAUUUCGGUUCCUAAUGUCAAAGCAACGAACUGGGAACUCCCGAUAAUUCCUGGACUCAUCACUGACAUAUUGAUAUCUAUGGACGAUAAAUGGUUGUAUAUAUCAAACUGGCUACAAGGCGAAAUACACCAGUAUGAUAUUACCAACCCAUCGAAACCAAAACUUGCGUCUACUAUAUCUCUUGGUGGUCUUCUGACACAAAAAGGAAUUGUGGACGCAUUGGAUGCAAAGGAACCACUUAUUAUCCAAGGAGUGAAAAUGGAAGCCGGCCCUCAAAUGAUACAACUCAGUUUAGAUGGCCGUCGUCUUUACGUCACCAAUUCACUAUUCUCCGCUUGGGAUAGGCAACUGUAUCCUGAUCUUUGCAGGAAUGGAUCUGUAUUACUUCAAGUAGAUGUUGAUCCAGUUAAUGGCGGAAUGAAAUUAAAUGAAAAUUUUUUAACAAACUUUGGUGCUGAACCCGAUGGACCAGUAUUAGCUCAUGAGUGCAGAUAUCCCGGAGGUGAUUGUACUUCUGACAUCUUCCUAGCAAAAGACUAAUAUUCCACUUCUAGUCUAGAAUCAAGUCAAUCCUGGAUGAUGAAAGAUGACUAAUUAUGCACCAAUUAGAAAUAUCCAGUACUGAAUUAGAUAUUUUACAUCCUAAAUGUAAAUUCAUAAUGUAAUAUAUUGUGUUAAAGUCUAGUGGUCGACACCUGUAUCGCUCCAAGAUUAAUGAAACUAUGUUUAAUAGUACCAUAUUGAUAACCUUGUACAGAUAAUUCUGUUACAACUGCUUUUAUAUAUAGUUUUUAUUAUAAUUGUAUUAUAACUAAUUGAACAUUAUGCCAAAAUAAAUAAACCUAUACUAUAAAGUAGAAGAGCAUGUUCAUUGGAACUUUUAAGAACCACCAACCUCAUGUGUAAAACAUAUGUUUAUAACCUUAAAUAUAUUUACAGUAGUUAAAUAACUUUAGACAAAAUAUUAAAUUUAAAUAGGUAUAUAUAGACAGUUUAUUCUGAAAUAUAAGUAACAUGAUAGAAAAUUAAAUUCGUGAAUAAUUCUAUGAGUUUUCUCACUGUGAAAUUACAUUAUCCACUUUUAAUUAGUGUGAUAACUGUUGAUAUAUCGAUGGUAAGCAAUGAAAACCUCAUAACUUCAUUUUAGUAAAUUUUACAGAGUAAAAUUAAGAUUUAAUAACAUGUAAAUUGUUAUUCAGAAUUAGUUUCUAUUAGUUUUACUAUCUAGAACAAUCCUUACGCAUUUAUGGAUUAAAUAUAUUUAUGUCCUUCGAAAUCUCUCUUUGUAUACACAGUUCAGAGAAUGGAGUUAUAUGGCUCAAAUAGACAAAUAUAGCUGUGAGAUAUAUAUUGUCUAUCAUUAAUAUAAUAAAUAGAGUUUGUGCUAUUUAAAUGGCCUUAAGUUUUUACAGUUUACUGUAAAAUAUUUACCACCAUUAAAAAUGCACUUUAAAAACAUUGUCAGAAAAUAAUUUCUGUUUAAAGCAGAGAGGUAAAUGAAAUAUGUGUGAUAAGAAAACCAGACCUUUUUUUUGUGAAGUCAUUAAAAAUAAUUAUGCAAAUGAAAUUUGAAUGACAAAAGUAAAGGCUCAUGUUUCAUGGCUUGAAAAAUAGUUUCUUAAGUAUGAAAUAAUUACACUUUUUCAUCAAUGGUUGCUCAUUCAUCAAUAGUUGCUCAUAAUAUUUUAUUUCUCUUUGAAUCAAACAAUAAACUUGAAAAAAAAAUUCAGAUGGCAGUAGUGAAUUGAAGCUGUAGCAAUAAAAAUCUUUUUUUUUUUGCUUUCCAAACAAAUCAUUACUUUCCACCACUCAGUGCCACUAACAUGUUGAAAUAAGUGAAUGAUGCCUGCAAUAUCUGAAAAUUAUGAAGUUUGUUUAAAUGUUAUUGUAUACAUUUAGAAUUAAAAUGAUAUUUUUUGAGGAUAGUAUGUGUUUAGAUUGUACCGUCAUAUAGUAUUGAUUCAUUCAAGUUAAGUCAAAGGAUUUACAUCAAAAUAUUGAAAAAAUGAUAAUACCUAAUAAAUAAAAAAAUACAUAACAGUAACAUAGCCUGAUAGUUAAUGGCAUAUUCACACACCUAAACAAGAAUACACUCAGUUACCACGCAUGGUUGGCCCAUGUUGGGAAAUUGUCAGCAACAUUAGUCAACAAAAUAUCAAUGUUAGGCCGCCUGUUUAUAAUUGACUAAAAAUCCAUGAAAAUGGCACAGUUCUCAAUUUUGAGUAAACUAUAAAUCUAAGGAAAUGGAUUAUUAAACUACAUUUCCCCGACAAUGAGCCACUAGAAAAUAGAAACCCAAAGCAUUAAUGAUAUUUAAACAAGUAAUUGUUUAUAUGACGAAAAUAAACGAAAAAAAAAAUGAAAAAUAAACACCAAGGGGUCACAAACUAAAAAAAAAUGUAAAAUAAACACAAACGGGCCAAAAACUAAAAAUAAACACAAACGGGCCAAAAACUAAAAAUAAACACAAACGGGCCAAAAACUAAAAAUAAACACAAACGGGCCAAAAGUAAAC